Messenger RNA from Lineus longissimus, 4490 nucleotides. RefSeq lists its product as uncharacterized. Bases 2302 to 3285 code for a protein of 327 amino acids. NCBI's taxonomy places the organism in Eukaryota, Metazoa, Nemertea, Pilidiophora, Heteronemertea, Lineidae. The transcript has 5 exons. The record is from RefSeq and is a predicted model, not a curated record.
AUGGCUUACUCCUUCUGGCCAGGGCUGGUCUUUGAAUUUGGUGCUGUUGGCUGCAAAAUCAUGACUUUUUGUCCAUUUUGUCCUCUUUCGUCGCUUUGGCACAGUUGUACCACUCUUUGAAAUGUCUCUCAUUUCUCCCAAAAUGUCCAGAUAUGACUUUCCUUUGUUGGAGAGUUGUGGGAUGUCAUGUACAUUGGUUUGAAAAAAUUCUCAAAAUGUUAACCCCUGAAAUGUACCUUCAUUUACACUACAUUUUGGGUCAAUAUAGUGAAAAAUUUGAAUGUGCUCAAAUCACUCUAAUUCAUUUAGAAUAUUGUAUUGCUGAUGAUUUAAGGUCAAAACAAGCUAAAAUAAUGAGAAAAAAACUUAAUUUGACCCCAAUAUGAGCCAACCUAGCCCCGGUCUAAGUUCGGUUUCAUUUUUAGCUCAGCUGACAAAGUCAGCGGAGCUAGUAGUAUAGCUGUUCAAAUGGUGUCCGUCCUGCAAUCCAUCCAUCUAGGGACCCAUCUGUGGACAAACUUGGACAUUUCUGACCGGGAAGGCCUAGCCACUUCGUUGACGGUGCUAAAUUAGGAGUUGCCCAAGGUGAACUCAAAAAACGAAAAAUCGGCGCGAUCCGACCUGUAUUAAGAGAAUGAGGUCAUUUCGCGUUUAGAUUUCUUUCCCUUUUUACCUCGGUCCACAGAGCAAAUAUUGUUUUCAAAUGUGGCUGAAUAUUUUUAAAUAUUUUUUCAUUUUUUACUUUUAAUGGAAUUAAUAUAGUUUUCACCGCCAGUUGGCGCUGCAGGCACAUUGCCUGAAUUUUGGCGAUUUCAAAUUUGGCGGUGGCUUAACUUUUUUGCAAGCAGUGCCGCUGAUUGGCCGAUCGAUAGAAGAGAUGCCACCAUUUAAAAAUGGCGGUAGUCGCUGCUUCAAUGAAGGUGAGUGAACUUUCUCAUGUUCAAUCGGUUGAUACUCUUUUAAUCAACAUGACCAUGUACCUGAAAUUUGUUUAGGUACUGAAAAGAGUCUAUAUAAUUCAGAUUUAUCAAUAGUUUUUUAUAAUAUUCCGGAAAUUUUGUGCACAAAUCAGCGGAAGUUGGUGCUCGUCUCAUGUCAUUUUAGAGCGAAAAAUUUGUUUCCGUCGAUCUCUACCACUGAAAAAUCGCUUGCAUAGCUUCGAAUUUUUGUGAAAAUAAGUAUCUGAACUUGGUUUCAAAUAGUCUAGAGAGUUACCUUUGUGGUGAUACAUAUGGUAUGUGAUAAAUAUUUGUGGAAUUUGUGAAAUUCGGUUUUCAAACGUGCCGAUGAUGCAAGCGAUCUCGCGUGAAUUUUGCAAGUCCUGAUAUGUCGACCGGGUGUCAGAAAUCACUCGCCUAAAUUCAAUUCAAAGAUCGAAAAUGACAUCUGAACUUAGUUUCAAAUAGCCUACGCAAUUAUCAUUUCGGUGAUAUAUAAUGCAUGCAUGUAAUAAUUGAUUAAUCUACCUAAAACGCGCAAUUAAAACGGCGAAAGAUCGUGAUAAACACUCUGGUGGCGGUCGCACUAAAUAACGACCGGUAGGGCCCGGCGUGUGGCGGAGAAAAAAAGGUAGCGCCCGGAGGUUGAAACGGGAUUUUUAUGCACUUUUAACUGUAUAUAUAUGUUGUUUAGAUGUAUUUCUAACAGUUCUGUAACUUUUAUGACCAAGCUUGCACCCAAAGUUGGUAAAAUUGAUGCUUGUUUAUGGACUGCGCUAGCGACCGGAGAAUUCGCCGUCGGCCAUUUUGGGACGGUCAACAAAUCUCGCCAUUUACGUUUGUUUACAAUUAUUUUGAAAGUCACAUUAGGCCUAUGACAUCGUAGUAUGAAUUCCACUGCAGUUUCCUUACGCAGCAAUGCUCAUGUUUUUGGUUGGCAAUCCUGUACUGUCUGUACACUGCGCUGUGCAGGCUUAGAGUAUAACUCAACAGGCCCUCAUGAUUCAUUUGAUGGACACCUUAUUUGAUAGUACCUCAUCAUUAAGUCCACUAGAUCCUGUUCUGUUACAUGAUAGACAAUUUUCAAAAUGUAGUACACCACUCGCUCACGGCUCACAUCAUGUGGGCACGGUUGGCUGUUGAGUGUUAUGGUUCAGUCUGUGAGACUAAUUCAAAGAGGUUACACUUUUAUUUUGAAUUGGAAAACAACCCCCAGGACUGACUUUUCACUGAGUGAUAAGUGUGCCCUUCGAAGGUUAAGUCUCUUUCUGGAUUUGCUUCCAUAGAUGCCUUGUUCAGGAUAUCAUCUGACCGAUGCCUGAUCAAGCACAGACUGUAUCCGGUGGUGUACAUUUCCCCGUCUAUGUCACCCUUUUUUAUUCAGUCAGUGUUAAUUUCUCUUCUCUUUUUUUACAGAUUAACUGUUGUUGGUUAUUGCAAGAGGAGUCGUUGGCACAUUUCAAGUCCAGGAAAGCACUUGCUGUUCCCACAUUCAGAGAUGAAUACAACAAAAGUGAAGAUUCUCAACCACCCGGGUGCUCGAGGAUCCAUGACCACAGUAACUGCCAUAAUAGCAGGACAGACUGAUUUGCAUCAAGUUUAUUGGAGCAAUACAUCCGAAAGGAAAAUGAUAAAGAAAGAUGCUUACCUCCUCAUACACAAUGGUACCAUAAACCACCAGGAAAAAGCUAUAAGGCUAACACCUCAAUCGAAGAUAUUUUCCACCACGCCAUUCUCCACACCAGAAGGGCUUGAAGACAAAUUCCUCCAUGCCCCGCAACUAUCCUUGAAAGAUGCGUUGACAUCCCCCAAGAAAACAAGAGUAACCGUGGAAGCACUUGUAAAGCAGGUUUCACCACUAAAGACAGGUGCAAAUUGGAAAAGAAAAGAUGUGUACCUGGAAGAGGAUGGACAUACCAUGACCUGCAAAAUGUGGAAUGAGAGCGCUGACACCGUUAAAGAAGACCACAUCAAUAAGAAACUCAAGAUUGAAAACGUAGAAGUCGACAUAUACCAGGGGCAAGUUAGCCUAAAGAAUACCUCUGAAACAUCAAUGGUAACACACGCACCAGAAAGCAAAAGGAUGCAAAUCAUCGCCAUUAGUAACGAAGAAGACACCACGCCAGAAGUCCUCGGCAUCAUAGAAAAUCAGUCAGAUGCACAAGUUUUCACAGCAACAGCACAGAACCUACCACACUCCAACGAGCUUCCACUCACUGUUAAAGUUGUAAUUAACGGCACACAAAUAUCCGAUUUGGAAAAGAUUACGUCGCCUAACACGUCGACGAAGAAAGGUAAGAAAGCCGUAAAGAAUUCAGACAGCACAAGACCUGCUACACCUCAGUGAACUUCUACUCACUGUGAACCACACCGAUAUUCCACUUCCUAACAUUUGAAGAAAGAGAAGAAACUUGUUCAGAAUUCAUUAUGAUGUUCAAUCUAUUUUGAGAAGAAUCAAUAAGUGACAAGUAGUUGCCAGUAAUUUGUUUGUAACUGUAAUUAAGUUACUCACUGUGAACCACACAGAUAUCUGAAUCGGAAAAUAGUCCAUUUCCUGACACUUGAAGAAACAGAAGAAAGUUGUAAAGAAUUUAUAGUGAUGUUCAGUCUAUUUUGAGAAAAAUCAAUAAGUGACAAGUAGUUGCCAUUAAUUUGUUUGUAACUGUAAUAAAGUUACUCACUGUGAACGACACAGAUAUCUGACUUGGAAAAUAGUCCAUUUCCUAAGACUUCAAGAAAGAGAAGAAAUUUGUUAAGAAUUCAUAAUGAUGUUCGAUCUAUUUUGAAAAGAAUCAAUAAGUGACAUGUAGUUGCUGGUAAUUUGUUUGUACAUUGUAACUGUAACUAAGUUACUCAAUGUGAACCACACAGAUAUCCGAUUUGGAAAAUAUUCCAUUUCCUAAGACUUCAAGAAAGGGAAGAAAGUUGUAAAGAAUUCAUGGUGAUGUUCAGUCUAUUUUGAGAAGAAUCAAUAAGUGACAAGUAGUUGCAAUUUGUUUGUAACUGAAAUUAAGUUACUCGCUUUGAACCACACAGAUAUCUGAUUUGGAAAACAUUCUAUUUCCUAAGACUUCAAGAAAGGGAAGAAAAUUGAUAAGAAUUCAUAAUGAUGUUCAAUUUACGUGUAUUUUGAGAAGAAUCAAUAAGUGACAAGUAGUUGCUGGUAAUUUGUUUGUAACUGAAAUUAAGUUACUCGCUGUGAACCACACAGAUAUCUGAUUUGGAAAAUAUUCCAUUUCCUAACACUUGAAGAAAGGGAAGAAAUUUGUUAAGAAGUCAUAAUAUGUUCAGUCUAUUUUGACAAGAGUCAAUGAGUGACAAGUAGUUGCUGGUAAUUGUUAAUUUGUAAGUUUAUUAUAUCCACAUUACUUCGAAAUCAACAUUGAACUCAGAACUAGCUGCAACGAGCAGAAAGAAAGGGUUAUUUGUGACAAAUAUCCCCCAAGCCAAAUCCACGCUCUAGUCGCUUUAAGAGUGAACAUUAAGUUACAGGUUACACCAAACUUUAUUUUUGAUACUUAUGUUAAUUUUUGAGAAAUAAAUAAUCAUAUU